Molecule: messenger RNA, 3045 nt
Organism: Symbiodinium natans
Lineage: Eukaryota; Dinophyceae; Suessiales; Symbiodiniaceae
Source: the annotation of a GenBank genome assembly
AUGGCAGAGCGGAAGGCUUCGGCCGCGAAAGAGGAACGCGGCGCAAAGUCUCGGACCAUUGUCAUGCGAGGUCCUCCGCCUUCUGCGCCCGGCGCACGGACGAGACAAGUUGACGUCGGCUGCAUUGACGGAGGGCUGCGCGCUGAGGCCCCUGCCCUUGCGAGCCACGUGGCCUUUCUCACUGAGCAGCUCGGGGAGACCCGGCGCCGCAUUGCAGACGAGGUGCAUUCGCUGAGAGCUGCCGAGGCCAAAGAAGAGUCUGCUGUGGAGGAGCUCAGCAAGGCCCAAGCACGCGCGGCCGAGCGAGAAUGGCCUUCGGAAAACCCUGAAGAUGUGACUGAUGAGGUCAAAGCGCUACGAGAUGAGGAGGCUCGUUUGGCUGCGGAAUCGGCAGACCUCGAUGCGGAGUGCACGGCACUGAGGCAGCGAGGGCUGCGCAUAAGCGCAGAGGCCAGCGCGGCUGAGACCCUGGCAGCGCAGCACCGAGGCCUGUUGCAGCAUGCGCAGCAAGAGCUGGAUGUUGCCAAAGAGGCGACGAGUCGGCUGGAACUCCGCGGUGCAGAUCCAACCUCUGCUGAGCUGGAGGAGGUGCGGAAGACAACUUUCCAGUUCCAGUCUGAGGAGUCCUCCCUGAACGAGGCAUUGGCCAAGCUGCGCGAAGGCAUUGAGGUUUCCCUGGAGACGGCCGCCAGCCAUCGCCUCGCAGCUUCUGAGGAGGUGGCUGCGGCGCGGCAUGUGGAGGCAUCGCGGCGCUCCGCUGCGCAGGCUCGCCAGGAGGCACAGCUCCGCCUGUCGAGGGAAUUGCACGCGGCGCGCACAGGGGCAGCUGAGGCGGAUGCCAAGCGCCUAGAGACCCGUCGCAAGGAGGAGGCCAUUUCCUCCGCAUCUGCGGUGCUUGGCCGGCAGUUGGCCGCAGAGCAGGCGGAGCUUGUGGAAGCACAGCGCAGCCGCCGUGAGCUUUCUUCUUCUUUGGGGCACGCCACGCAGGAACUGGAGGAUGUCCGAGGCCGGUGUCAGGCUGAGGAAGCGAGUAUUCACCACCUACAGGUUUCCCUGGAGACGGCCACUAGCCAUCGCCUCGCAGCUUCUGAGGAGGUGGCUGCCGCGCGGCUUGUGGAGGCAUCGCGGCGCUCAGCUGCGCAGGUUCGCCAGGAAGCACAGCUCCGCCUGUCGAGGGAAUUGCAGUCGGCACGCACAGGCGCAUCUGAGGCAGAGGCCAAGCGUAUAGAGACCCGUCGCAAGGAGGAGGCCAUUUCCUCUGCAUCUGCAGUGCUUGGCCGGCAGUUGGCCGCAGAGCAGGCGGAGCUUGUGGAAGCACAGCGCAGCCGCCGUGAGCUUUCUUCUUCUUUGGGGCACGCCACGCAGGAACUGGAGGAUGUCCGAGGCCGGUGUCAGGCUGAGGAAGCGAGCAUCCACCACCUACAGGUUGAGAUGAGGAGCGUGGCAUCAACAGCUCGAGGCCACAAGGCAGCAACCUCGGAGGCCGCGGCACAGCUUGCGGUCCUUCAGGCGGAGCUCGGGCAACGGCAGGCUGCGCUCCGCGAGGUGAUCAUGGAGGAGUCUGAGAGCCAGGCCAGUGUGACCGAAGCACGACGUGAGGCAGAAGCUGCAGAGGCGACUGCAGCAGGGCUGCGUGAUCAGCUCCAGGAUGUGCGCCAUGGGGCGGCCAGCACAGGAGAAGCGCUGCGGGAGCUCGAGGCUGGUGUGGCCUCGCGCCAGAGACAGUGGGCAGCACUGAGGGAACAACGCCAGGCAUACAAGGCAGAGCUCGCUGAGUGCUUGGCGGAGAUUGCUGGGGAAGUGGGGCGCUCGGCGGCUACGGCGCGAGGGCCAAGCUCAGUCCGGAUGCGCCUGCAGGAACUGGAGGAAGAGUCCAGCCGUCUGCACGGCACGAUUUCUGGGUUGGAGGCAGACCAAGCGGAGCUGGUGCAGAUCAGCGACAACGCCGACGAGAAGCUACGACCCUUGCGCUCGGAGGCUGCCCGGGUCCGUGCCCAGCGUGGGGAAGUGCAGUGGACAUUAGACAGACUACGCCAUCGGCGUGAUUGCCAACAUGGUGAGCUUGUGGAUUCAACGAAAACCGCAGCCUCCACGAGCGAGGCGAUCCGAGCAGUGGAAGCCGAGGUGCAGACUGCUCAGAGUGAACUUUCCGAACGGAUGCAUGAAGUGACGUUGGCUCUGGAUGACUUGAUGCACAUGACUGCCGAAAACCAGCUUCUCCACGAGCAGCUGCAGCGUGCGAAGAGCCACCGCGAUCACUUGUCUCGUGCUCUGGAGGAACAAGACAUGCACAAGCUGCCCCUGCUGCAGGAGUUACGUGGACAUGAGCAUAUGCGGGACACAGUGUUGCGUACGUACCAGGAGGCCAUCGAUGAGCGCCAGCGAAAGGAAGCAGCGGUGUCUGAAAUGUCGAACCAGGUCGCGAGCUCCUUUGAAGAAGUGAACGGUCUCAAGCAGUCGCUGGAGGCGCUGCUCCAUGCUGAGGACACGGUCAGAAAUCAGCUCCAAGGUGGAGAUUCGGAGCUCGCAGUGCUGCGGGCCAAGAUGAGAGAUGCCACGCAAGUCCUCGAGAUGCAGGAGUUUGCAGCCCAGGAGCUCCGGGCAGAGAGUUCACGGCUGCGUUUGGCUGCCAGCUCCCAGCAAUCGGCCAUCAACGAGGCAGUUCUGGGCGCCGCUGCUGUGGCGGCACAGGCGGAGUCUUUGCGAGCGGAGGUGCAGACUCAGCAGCACGACUUGGAGCAGGCCCGCAACCACCUGGCAGAUGGGCAGCGGCAGCGCGAUGAGGCGAUGAAGAGCAAGAGCCAGCUCGAGGACCUUCUCUCCGCACAGCGCCAGCUGCAGCUUCAAAGGGAGGCCGAAAUCCAGGCCGCAAGGGGCACCCUUGAAACCACCCCGACUGAAAGUGGCCGAGCCUUGGAGCAGACCCUGGAGCGCCUUCAAAGGCUUGAGGACUGCUAUGCGGCGGAGAUCAACCGCUUGUCCACCAAGCUACGGAGCUUUCAGGCCUCAGAAUUUCAGGCCACCGACCCGGAGCGCGUGCCAUGA